Messenger RNA from Dothidotthia symphoricarpi CBS 119687, 1240 nucleotides. Its product is annotated as Rrp15p-domain-containing protein. Gene Ontology annotation, biological process: maturation of 5.8S rRNA; maturation of LSU-rRNA. The coding region runs from base 28 to 966 and encodes 312 amino acids. The transcript has a single exon. Gene Ontology annotation, cellular component: preribosome, large subunit precursor. The record is from RefSeq and is a predicted model, not a curated record. NCBI's taxonomy places the organism in Eukaryota, Fungi, Ascomycota, Dothideomycetes, Pleosporales, Dothidotthiaceae.
CUCACAACACUCCCACUACCACCCACAAUGGUCAACACAUCGCUCAAGCGGCGCCGGACAGAGGACCAACUCCGUGGGAAGGUGCCGAAAAAAGAGAAGAAGAAGGUCAAGAAGCAGAAGUUUUACCACAGUUCGAGCGAGGACGAGGGCGGCGCACGCGAUGCCCCAGUACGCGACGACAGCAGCGACGACGAGCCCUUUGAGCCCACCGGCGCCAAUGCGCUCGCGGCGGAGAAGAUUGUCAAGCCCGUGAAGCCCGCAAAGUCGGCAAAGCCAGCGCCCAAGCUCAAGGCGAAAAUCGCCGUCAAGAGCGUCCUGAAGAAGACAGCCCCAGUCGCGCCAGUAAAAGAAGACGCCGACUUCCCCUCCAGCGCGGGUGAAGAUGACGACAACGACGACGACCUCGAAGGCGACGAAUUCGACAUUGCAGACUCGGAGUCAGACGCCUCGGAAACCUCCACCACGGCCGCGCGCAAAGUGCGGAAACGCAACGACCCUGAAGCGUUCGCGACGUCGAUAUCCAAGAUCCUCAACACCAAACUCACCACAACGAAGCGCUCGGAGCCGAUUCUGUCGCGCUCCAAGGACGCCCAGAUUGCCAACAAGGAGCUAGCAGACAAUAAACUGUCUGAAAAAGCACGCAAGCAGAUUGUCGCCGAGAGGAAGGCGGCGCAAGAAAAGGGCCGUGUCAAGGAUGUGCUGGGACUCAACGACCCAGCCGUGAGCACAGCCGCCACAACAGCCAAGGAGAAGGAGCUGCGGAGGACGGCGCAAAAGGGUGUUAUCAAGCUGUUCAAUGCCGUGCGAGCAGCCCAGGUCAAGGGCGAGCAGGCCGAGCGCGAUGCCAAGGAGAGCAAUGUCGUGGGCAUGGCGAAGCGGGAGGAGAAGGUCAAGGAGAUGAGCAAGCAGGGCUUCCUGGACAUGAUUACGGGCGGGCAGACAGAGGGCGGUGGUGUGGAGGUGUGAAUAUCUCUGUCGCGUAAUCGUUUAAAUACAUGUCUUCAUGAUACCUUAUAUCCAUCCUUACAAGUACAACGUCCAACCAUCCAACAAUAGAGUACACACACAUACAUCAUUCAUCCCCCAACACAACGCACCCUCACUUCUCCUUAAAAUCACUCGCCUGCAAAUUCCGCGUCACACUCGGCAGCCUCACAACAACCCCAUCCAGCCCCCUCGUCAUCUUAACCUGACACCCCAACCGACUCGUCUCCGUCAGCCCAAACGCCAAAUCCAGCAU